ACGUGUAAACGAAUAUGUAUUACGCUAUACCCUUUUUAUUAAUGGUAAUUAGUGUUAAUUGUCAAAAUACAGAGACCGGAAAAUGUUCGGAUUUGGUUAUCCAAAGGCUCUGCAUAGACCAGGAGGUGUGCGAUGAGUGUCUGCAAGCCCAUACGUGCUGCAACUGGUGCUACGACGAGAGCUACCAGGGUCGACAGUGCAACAUUUUGGAAAACCUAUCUGCAUGCUCAAAAAAGAAGCUGGAGGUCAACAUGGAAAAUAAAGUAGAAAUACCGGAGGAUAAGAACAAAGCAUUUACAGAUGGAAGCGCAAAGGAAGUGAUACAGUUGAAACCACAGUUUCUUAACGUUUAUCUUGCCAAAGACACCCCCCAAAACUUCACAUUUACCUACAAACCAGCGAAGAACUACCCCUUAGACCUGUACUACUUGGGCGACAUGAGCGCGACGAUGUGGGCUCAUCUUAAAAUCUUCAAAACCAUAGGGGCUGAUUUACCCAACAAUCUCACGCAGCUGACGAAGAACUACAAGUUGGCUUUCGGGUCGUUUUUGGACAAAGUCGGAAUGCCCUUUUAUCUGACGGCGCCCGAUAACUUCGACAACCCCUGUUUCACCUUCAGCGAGGAGGGUUGUGAGACUGGGUACUUGUUCAAACAUAAGUUGAGCUUUACGGGGAAUAUUGACCAAUUUAUAGAAAUG
This is a messenger RNA of Anoplophora glabripennis (Asian longhorned beetle), 698 nucleotides long. Its product is annotated as integrin beta-nu. Lineage: Eukaryota; Metazoa; Arthropoda; Insecta; Coleoptera; Cerambycidae. The record is from RefSeq and is a predicted model, not a curated record. Gene Ontology annotation, cellular component: focal adhesion; integrin complex; cell surface. Gene Ontology annotation, molecular function: integrin binding. Gene Ontology annotation, biological process: cell migration; cell-matrix adhesion; cell adhesion mediated by integrin.